Molecule: messenger RNA, 1400 nt
Organism: Ostrinia furnacalis (Asian corn borer)
Lineage: Eukaryota; Metazoa; Arthropoda; Insecta; Lepidoptera; Crambidae
Exons: 4
Coding region: 153-1400 (415 amino acids)
Biological process (GO): regulation of transcription by RNA polymerase II
Cellular component (GO): nucleus; transcription regulator complex
Molecular function (GO): DNA binding
Source: RefSeq, a predicted model, not a curated record
AUUCGGACGUCCGACAAAAAUCUGGCGCGCUGGAUGUUCUUGUCAGCCGAAAAUGUCCGCGGACGGUAUGCACGGGGUGCGGGACGCGUCAGUGUGUCAGAAGGAGGCGGGCUAUGUGAGAGGUUGCACGUGCGUACGUACGCUACGUAAAGAUGGACGAACGGAUUAUUGAGUGUGUUCGCACAAAGGAAUUAUUAUAUAACCCCAAAUUAAAGGAUUACAGAAACGCUUCAAAAAAACAAGAAGCCUGGGAGCAGAUAGCCGCCGAACUAAAUAUAACGGUUACGGAGUGCAAAACAAAGUGGAACCUUCUUCGCAAUGCGUUCAUCCAUGCCAUGUCUAGGAGGAAGACAGUAACCGGCCAAGGAGUGAAGAAUUUCAAAAAAUGGAAAUUUGAGGAGGAAAUGGCCUUUUUGUUACCAUUUAUGGCAAAUAGGAACACCAUUGCAGCACCAGUUGGAGAAUUCUUGGGUGGAACUAGUGAAUCGCCUGGUGCAGAUGUAAUCGAAGAACCCUUCAUUACAAAUAACAGUCAACAAAAAAAAACCCGGAACUUAGAUACCUAUCACGAAGAUAUGCUAAAGCUGAUGAAAGCUAGAUCUCAGAGGAAAUCUGAAAAAAAUGACAUUGACCUAUUUUUUGACAGUAUCGCUGAAACUGUCAAGAAGUUUCCUAAAUUAGAACAGAUUAGAAUAAAAUUUAAUAUUAUGAAAAUGGUUCACGAGGUAGAGAUGAAGAUGUGUUUGGAAAAUGAUGAAGCUUCUAAUCAUACAUUUUCUCCUCAUUCAUUAUAUUCGUCUUCAUCUCAGAGUUUUGACACUCAUUACUCACCUUCCCCCCCUGUCAUUCAUCAUGUUUCUUCCCCACAGUUUAUACCUCAGUCUUCACCUUCGCCCCACACCGCAUACUCACCUUCUCCCCCUGACACUCAUCAAGUUUCUUCCCCACAGUUUAUACCUCAGUCUUCACCUUCGCCCCACAUCGCAUACUCACCUUCUCCCCCUGUCACUCAUCAAGUUUCUUCCCCACAGUUUAUACCCCAGUCUUCACCUUCGCCCCACAUCGCAUACUCACCUCCUCCCCCUGUCACUCAUCAAGUUUUUUCCACACAGUUCGUACCUCAUUCUUCAUCUUCAUCUCAAAUCGCAAACUCACCUGUUCCUUCCACUUCACAAACGUCUCAGUCUCUUUUAACAUCUAACACGCAAGAUGCUGUCGUGGAAAUCUCGAUCCCGGAAUUGCAAUCAAGUGAGGAGACAUCCGUGCGCAGGCAGGGCGCUCACAGAUAUCUUAAGGGGCCAGCACAUGCUCAAGGUUACCUUGUCUUGGAUAAUUUUGGACAGUACCAUUGUGGCUCCCAGCAAGAUAUCACUCAGUUCGUGGCGCGAGAUCAAAACUGA